Messenger RNA from Heteronotia binoei (common prickly gecko), 2873 nucleotides. It is a transcript of the gene NXF1, whose product is annotated as nuclear RNA export factor 1. Gene Ontology annotation, biological process: poly(A)+ mRNA export from nucleus. Gene Ontology annotation, cellular component: cytoplasm; nucleus. The record is from RefSeq and is a predicted model, not a curated record. Gene Ontology annotation, molecular function: protein binding; RNA binding. The transcript has 21 exons. The coding region runs from base 164 to 2050 and encodes 628 amino acids. Lineage: Eukaryota; Metazoa; Chordata; Lepidosauria; Squamata; Gekkonidae.
AGCGAGGGAGCGGAUUGGACGGGUUCGCGCAUACGGAAUACGUCGUUCGGGCCUUCCACUUGUGCAAAAGGCGCUGUGAGGGAGAGAAAGAGGGGUGGGGGGGCUUGACGUUCUUCUUCCCCCCCUCAGGCUCUGUUCGCCGCCCGGCGACCCGCGUCCCUCGAUGGCGGAAGGAGGGAAAGGCGGAUACAGCGAACAUGAUGAUCGUGUGGGUGGAGGACGCAGCAGCAACAGGGGUUUCUCUGGGCGGCGGAAGAAAGGCCGGGGCCCCUUCCGAGGAAAGAUGUACAGUGAGAUGAACCAUCAUCAGAAAAGCUGGAGCAGUCCAGGCUCUGGUCCUCGUAGCCGUAUAGAGGAAGAUGACGACGAUGUUCUCAUGAGUGACCCUCAUGAUGCACUACGAUCCCGCUACAAUCCUUAUGGGCAGCGGCCAAACAGACCAGACCGGGAGCGGGGCAACCUGAGCAGUUUAAACCUCACGGUGCGAAAGAAUCUGGGAUCUCCAGACCGAAGUUUUCCCAUCAGCAAUGCCUCCAGGAGGAGGUGGUUCAAAGUCACAAUUCCUUUUGGGAGGAAAUACGAAAAGUCAUGGCUGCUUAGUGCCAUUCAGAAUCAAUGUAAUGUUCCCUUCAUCCCUUUGGAGGUUCACUAUGCCACUAAUCGAGCUGUGUUUUAUGUUGAGGACCCUAAUGCUGCCAACGCCCUCAAGCACUUGUCUCGGAAAAUCAUUGAUGCAGAUGGCGGAAAGGUGGUCAUAUUGGUCAAUGCAUGUAGUCCACCACCAACUGUCCAGCAUGAACUGAAGCAAGAAGAGGUUGAACAGCUGAAGCUUUGUAUGAGUAAGAGAUACGAUGGUUCGCAACAGGCCUUGGACCUGAAGAGCCUUCGCACAGACCCAGAUCUGGUGGCUCAAAACAUUGAUGUGGUGUUGAGCCGCCGAAGCUGCAUGCUAACUGUACUGAACAUCAUUGAGGAGAACAUCCCUGAGCUUCUCUCUCUAAAUAUGAGCGACAACAAGCUAUACCGGCUGGAUGAAAUGUGUGAUAUUUCCCAGAAGGCUCCUAAUCUGAAAAUCCUCAAUUUGUCCUGCAACCAGUUGAAGUCGGAACGUGAUCUGGACAAGUUGAAAACAUUAAAGCUCGAGGAACUGUGGCUGGACAACAAUCCACUGUGUGAUAGCUUCCAGGACCAGUCCACCUACGUCAGUGCUAUCCGGUUGCGGUUUCCGAAGCUGCUGAGGCUGGAUGGUCACGAGCUGCCCCCUCCCAUUGCCUUUGAUGUAGAAGCACCUACUGCGCUGCCCGCCUGCAAGGGCAGCUAUUUUCCUUCAGAUGACCUGAAGGUGCUGAUUCUCCGAUUUCUGCAGCAAUACUAUGCUGUCUAUGACUCUGGGAACCGGCAAGGAUUAUUGGAUGCCUACCAUGAUGGAGCCUGCUGCUCCCUGAGCAUUCCCUUCAGCAUACAGAAUCCAGGAAGAAGCAAUUUGAGCGACUACUUCAAGAACAGCAGAAACGUGAAGAGACUUAAAGAUCCCACCAUGCGUUUCAGGCUUCUGAAGCACACACGGCUGAAUGUUGUGGCCUUCCUCAACGAGCUGCCCAAGACUCAACAUGACAUCAACUCCUUCGUAGUGGACGUCUGUGCACAACAGAACACAAUGCUUUGUUUCACACUCAGCGGGGUCUUUAAGGAAGUGGAGGGGAAGUAUCGGGAGCUGAUGCGGGCGUUCACUCGUGUGUUCAUUGCUGUUCCUGCCAGCAACAACGGGCUGUGCAUUGUUAACGACCAGCUGUUUAUUCGCAAUCCCAACAACGAGGACAUCCGCAAGGCUUUUGUCAUGCCAGCACCCACUCCCUCUUCUAGCCCUGUGCCCACACUCUCCGCAGAGCAGCAGGAAAUGUUACAGAAUUUCUCACUGCAGUCUGGCAUGAACCUGGAGUGGUCUCAGAAGUGCCUCUCAGAUAAUGAUUGGGACUAUGCUCAUGCUGCCCGUAUUUUCACCCAGCUCAAGGCUGAGGGGAAGAUCCCGGAAGUGGCUUUCCUCAACUGAGCGGUGGGCCCUGUCACCUUGACCAAAACUUAAGGAAACAGCAUUUUAUCCUUCAGAGAGACGUUAUUUUGUAAAUAAAUGAAAGUUUCACUGUGUAAAUUAAAAGACUCGCUCCCUUUUGCAACUGUGAAGGCUGAGGCCAUUCUCCACGAGGGUCGGAGAGACAGGCUGUGUUGAGCACAAAGUGGCAGCAUCUCUGGUACCCAUGGGGACGGAAGACAACAAGAAGGGUUGCUUUGUAGACUGGCUUUUUAGAGGACCGAGCUGCCCCUGUGCGCACCAUUUGGACAGUGAAGAGUCCCCCCAUCUGUGUUUCUUUUUCCUCUUUUGACUUUGAAUACCUGGUAUAUUUUUAAUGUGCGCUCCUCCGCUACUUUUUCUGCAGCAGUUGUCUCAGGAGUACUGUUUUGUAUAUCUCUAGCCCUAGGUUAAAGAGGAGUCAACAGUUCACGGCUUGAAGGUUUUAGAGCAUCUCCAGCCUUCUGAGGCUAAAAUAUUUUGUGCGUUGGGAAGAAGCAGGGCAUUCGUGUCGACCUGCUGCUGCUUCCGUGGACCUCUGGGUUUUCUUUUUUCUUAUUUUUUUAAAAUGGAUUUUUGGAACCAGCCUGAGCUCAGGCCCCGAAAGGCAAGUCCCUAUAAAGUGCUGCCCCUAAAAUGGGUGCUGCCUCACUUUCCCUGGCUCCUGGGAUUCUUGCUGUUGCUCACCACUUAAAAGAGAUAGGAAGCAUGGGUUGGCAUGCUCAGCAAGGUGUAGCUUCUGUGUUCCUCCUCUGCCUGUAGUUCUUUCAAACCAGCUGUUAGUAAAAAUAAUUAUUAUUAAAAA